AUGCCUCGCAGCGCAGCUGCGCGACGCCACAGGGAUGACGACACCGAUGAAGAGGAGCUGGUCGACCUCACCGCCGACUUGUCACUGCACUCAAAACGAAGCGAGCGACAACGAAGGCGGCAGCAGAGCAGGGCAGCGCGGGCAGCGUCACGCUCGGGCGCUAUCUUGAAUCUGCCCUACGAGCUAUUGGUCUUGAUGCUUUCAAUGCUUCACCCGGGCGAUGUUGUCAGAUUCUCCGCCGUCAACCGCAACAUGCGGGACUUUGUUCAUCGAGAGCGAGAUAACAUAGCAAACGCCAUCAUCAAGCGACGCUACCGGAUCCUCGAAAGGUGCUUCCGCCUCCCAGUGCUUCUGGCAGAUGUGGAUCCCGAGCUGCACGGAGACUUGCAACUGGUCGCCCGCGAGGACAUCAUGGCCAUCCACAAACGCCCGUACCAGCACGUACCGCUGCCGGAUCCCACCCUUAUCUGCACCUGCCUCACAUGCCUUUUGCGGUGGAACUCUCUAUGCCUAGUAUUGGAUUUUGCCCACUGGCAGGGGGAUCUUGAUCAAGGCAAUGCUCUCCCCAUCAUUCCCAGGGGUAAAUCUCCAGAGUGGAACCACACCCUUCUCUCCAGCCAUGCUGCUCUCGUCCGAGAAGCUUUGGCUGACCGAUUACUGUAUGCACAUAUCCUACAGAUACAACUCAACAACACUGUACGGUCCAUCCAUCGCCAUGCACAGAACAAAGGGAAUCAGCGAAGACGGUUCAAGCUGAGCAAAGGGGACGAAGCCGCGGAAACCGACCAAUUCCUAGAGGCCAGUGGGCCACCAACCCUGGACUUCCCCUUUCACCGCGACAACUAUUACAUGCUCGAAGCAUACAUGCCCGGUCGCAGCUGGAACGGCGACGAGCAGCGGUGGAUGUAUAUGCCCGCGGAGCAACACAACGUCGAUCUCAAAGUAGUGGUCAGAUUUGCAAGGUGGAAAGAAUCCGAGGAAGCCAAGAAGGUCCGAGAUUCAGAAGUCUUUCUGCAGGAACUGAGGUACACGAAUCCCUUGCUUGACGCACGCAACCAACAAUGA
This is a messenger RNA of Thyridium curvatum, 1065 nucleotides long. RefSeq lists its product as uncharacterized. Bases 1 to 1065 code for a protein of 354 amino acids. The transcript has a single exon. Lineage: Eukaryota; Fungi; Ascomycota; Sordariomycetes; Thyridiales; Thyridiaceae. Gene Ontology annotation, molecular function: protein binding. The record is from RefSeq and is a predicted model, not a curated record.